UUGAAGAAGGGAGAGGGAAGGAGAGAGAAGGAACAGAUAAAGAGAAAGUAGAGAGUGAGAGAGACAUGAUAGGGUGGAAGAAGGAAGAACUCUACCCAGAUAUAUACCUGGCAUAUUACCAAGAGUGGUGCGAAGAAACAUACCAACAAACAAUAAGUAUCACAUACAUAAAUCCUCUCGUUUCACUUCGGAGAAUGGAACGCGGAAGUAAAUUCACACCAGUGUUUGUUAAUGUUUUCAUUAGAUUCCCGUUGCAAUUUCUAACUGAAAUUUAUGCGGUUUAAUUUGGGCAAGGAGACGUUUGUUUUCAGAGAGAUAUUUUGUAUUUCUCACCACUUUUCCUUUCUGCAACUCUUUCAGUAAUUUUUCAUUUCUGGACACUUUGACUCCACGGUCACAGCCGCGUCGCACCGUCUGCGGUACAGUACACCAGUGUACACAGGGCCAUUCAUGUGGUAGUAGACUGACUGACUUCACGCUGUGGGGAGAAUGAAAAAACUGGUACACAUGUUCCUUGUCCUCCUGCUAAUAUGUGUGGUUGUCUGUUUGCUGACUCUACCGAAAAUGACAUGGCCAACCAAAAAGAUAGCUGACAUCAGUGUAGGGGAGGUGGCCGCCACUGACAUCAAUGUCACACCAAUUAAAGAGAACACGACAUUACGCGACAGUGAUGAACCAAAGGCCCACACUAGACCCCACAGACGGUAUCUCAUCUACCUCUGUGACGAUAUGCGUUCUUGUGGAGGUUGGGGAGACAGACAGAGGGGCAUGGUAGCUACCUAUCUGCUUGCUAUGGUAACAGGGCGACAUUUUGGCAUCAAUAUGUCUUACCCUUGUGACAUCAAGAUGUUCUAUAUUCCAAAUAUGGUCAACUGGUACGUGAAGGUAAAGGACAUUCGUGGUUUGAAUUGGGAAAUAGUGGAUUGGAUGGAUAACCGCAAGGCCGAUGUCGACGUCGAAAGUAACUUUAACAUUAAACACCCCAGUGAUGUUGUCUUCCUGAAAACAAACCAAGAUAUCAUCAACAGAAUAAGGAGGAGUUCCAGAUAUGGUCGCCAUGUUCCAAAGACGUUUAAAAACAAAACACGUGCUAAAGUCUUUCAAACUAUAUGGGAACUUCUGAUGAGGAAAUCUUUUCAUUUUGAAGGACGUUUAGACAGAUUCAUGAGCAGGGUACCAAAGAAAACAGAUUUAGUCUGCGCUCACGUUCGGAUGAGGAAAAAUCCCAACAUGCCCAAUGACGCCUCUCCGAUAAAUGCAUUAUCCUCUAUAGACUCAUUAUGGAGAUUUCUAUCUAAAUUUAAAAAUACUAGCCGUGUUUUUGUAGCUAGUGACUCUGUGGAUGUAAGAAAUAGUGCCAGGAAAUGGUUCGGUGACCGCGAAAUUGACACGGAUGGUGUGGUGCUUCAUAUUGACCUUCAAGGCCAUGUGUCUAGUGCUUGUAUUGGCCUCGAGAUGGCGCUGCUCGAUCAAGCUGUCCUCAGUCUCUGCAAGGUGCUCGUUGUGUCCACCAGCAACUUUAGUAUCAGAGGGGCCAUGAUGUCAAAACUUAAACAGAAACUAUUUAUGUUUAAAAACGGAACUAUCACAGCAUUUAACCUCUCGUAAUUCUCAGAUCGUGUGUAAUAAUGAGUAUAUAAUAUGCAUGAUGUCACAACUUAAACAGAAACUAUUUAUCUUAAAGAAUGGAACUAUCUCGACAUUUAACCCCAAGUAAUUAUCAUUUUGAUGGGUAUGUGAUAAAAUA
Molecule: messenger RNA, 1747 nt
Organism: Haliotis rubra (blacklip abalone)
Lineage: Eukaryota; Metazoa; Mollusca; Gastropoda; Lepetellida; Haliotidae
Exons: 3
Coding region: 490-1608 (372 amino acids)
Source: RefSeq, a predicted model, not a curated record